AUGAACAAAGAUUGCGACAUGGUAUAUAAGAACAUCUCUGACAUAUAUAAAUCUGAGGAGUUUAAGACUUACGAUAACUUUGUUUCAUUAGUUGCUGAAUGUGUAUGGCAGAUAAGAGAUAAAGAUAAAAGAUGUAAAAUAUGGAAUGGACAAAUAAAACCAACAACUUUUGAGUUAAAGAAAACCAUUGACGCCUUAGUUGUUCUAGCAGGUCAAAUUUCAAUGUAUAACGCAAAAAUGAAUCCGCAAUGUUCAAAAUGUAAAGCAGCAAUGAGGAAAUAUAACUACUCCGUCAAAGAGAUAGAACGUAUGAGAAACGACUAUGCUGACUUAAAGAAAGAAGUAGAGAAACCAGCAGAAGAUAAAAUGGACAUGUUAGCAUUUCUGAACAAAAACUAUCCAACAGCUGACGAUUUCCUUCUAUCUGAUGUCAAGAAGAAAUAUAAAGAAACCUUCGGCAUUGUUAAAACUUUUGACAUACUGACAGAAGAAAUAGAAGCUACGAAAUUGUUUAGAAUUUCAAAUAUACAUCGUACAAUUCAUGUAAAACGCUUAUAA
Messenger RNA from Trichomonas vaginalis G3, 558 nucleotides. Its product is annotated as organellar and viral DNA polymerase type B. The record is from RefSeq and is a predicted model, not a curated record. The coding region runs from base 1 to 558 and encodes 185 amino acids. The transcript has a single exon. NCBI's taxonomy places the organism in Eukaryota, Parabasalia, Trichomonadida, Trichomonadidae.